Sphenostylis stenocarpa is the source of this 312-nucleotide messenger RNA. The record is from the annotation of a GenBank genome assembly. Lineage: Eukaryota; Viridiplantae; Streptophyta; Magnoliopsida; Fabales; Fabaceae.
AUGUCAAAAUGCAUUCAAAAGGCAACAGGACUCAGAAACAGUAAGAGUGGGUAUGAGAGCCUAGUAGAGGCAGCUACCAUGGCUUCACAGAAUUUUAGUCCUACACAACAGCAUCAAGUUGUCAUUCACGCACUUCAUACAGCCUUCCCCAAGCCAAUGCUUUUAUUGUUCAUGAUCCUAUUUCUUUGCUAUACAACAAACGGACGGUGUUGUGAACUGAGUUUCUCCAUCUUUUCUUUUCCUUCUCCCAUGGUUGGUGUCUUUCACGGUGACACCUCCCACUUGCAUUUGCUUCGCAUGAUGGGAAAGUGA